CCUCCAGCACCAGCACAAACAGGAGCUGAAGGCUGGAGCCCUCGGCGUGCCCCGGCGCUGCUGCCAGUGGGGGGGUGGCCUCUGGCCCGCCCAGCAACCCACAAACGCAAAUAGCCGGUGCCUCCCCUGGCCCCGCUCCCCUCCGCCUCCCGCAUGGGCUCCAAUUUCCCGGCGUCAGCCUCCGGCCGCGCUCAGCUGUCGGCUCCCCUCUGCCCUGUCACUCCUGCACCGCACAGCACCGGGGCGGCUGCCCCCUCCCUGCACCGCCACCGAGGCCUGGGGGCUCCGUGCCUGCCGAGGCCCCACCAUCGCCCGCCCAUCGAGGGGCUCUUCAUCGCAGGGCGAGAGCUCCAAGCACAGUCAUGACAGAGAAGGAAGUGCCAGAGCCACCAGCUUCACCUGCUUCAGGUGGGAAACCCAAAAGCCGGCUACAGAAACUGAAGCAGCUUUUCCAGCAAAAACCCAAGGAGGAGGCCCCACCAGAGCCGCAGCCCAAUGGGGAGCUGGUCAGCCCCUCAGGGGGACCCAUCUUCUACAUCUAUGAGGAUGAGGAAGAGGAGGAAGAAGAGGAGCCCGAGCCGCCCCCCGAGCCCCCGCAACUCGUCAAUGACAAACCCCACAAGUUCAAAGAUCAUUACUUCAAAAAGCCCAAGUUCUGUGAUGUUUGUGCCCGCAUGAUUGUCCUCAACAACAAGUUUGGCCUGAGGUGCAAGAACUGCAAAACCAACAUCCACCACCACUGCCAGACCUACGUGGAGAUGCAGCGCUGCUUCGGCAAGAUCCCGCCGGGCUUCCGCCGGGCGUACAGCUCACCCCUCUACAGUGACCAGCUCUGCAUCAAGGACCAGCUCUCAGCCGACAGGAGCGACCCCGUCUUCGAGACCCUGCGGACGGGCGUCAUCAUGGCCAACAAGGAGCGCAAGAAAGGGCAGGAUGACAAGAAAAACCCUUUGGCUGCUAUGAUGGAUGAGGAACCAGAGGCCACGAAGCCACAAGGAGGCAAAACGGAGGGCGGCACCUCUGAAGGGAACAAGAAGACUGAGAAGAGCCCAACAGACGACAAGAGCAAGAAGCUACAGCCAGGGACACGCGGUGGCUUCCCCCAGUCUCACUAUUUCGUGGCAAUUUAUCGCUUCAAAGCCCUGGAGAAAGAUGACCUGGAUUUCCCGCCCGGGGAGAAGAUCACAGUGGUCGAUGACUCCAAUGAGGAGUGGUGGAGGGGGAAGAUUGGGGAGAAAGUUGGAUAUUUCCCCCCAAACUUCAUCAUCCGGGUGCGGGCGGGCGAGCGGGUGCACAAGGUGACGCGCUCCUUCGUGGGCAACAGGGAGAUCGGGCAGAUCACGCUCAAGAAGGAUCAGAUCGUGGUGCAGAAGGGGGAGGAGGUAAACGGUUACGUCAAAGUCUACACCGGCCGCAAAGUGGGGCUCUUCCCCGUGGACUUCCUGCAGGAGAUCUGAAUGGGACAGCGCCCAGGCCCCCCCCCUCUCUGGCCAGAGGGACGG
Molecule: messenger RNA, 1502 nt
Organism: Pezoporus occidentalis (night parrot)
Lineage: Eukaryota; Metazoa; Chordata; Aves; Psittaciformes; Psittacidae
Gene: STAC3
Product: SH3 and cysteine rich domain 3
Exons: 12
Coding region: 363-1457 (364 amino acids)
Biological process (GO): positive regulation of protein localization to plasma membrane; positive regulation of voltage-gated calcium channel activity; skeletal muscle contraction
Cellular component (GO): extrinsic component of cytoplasmic side of plasma membrane
Molecular function (GO): protein binding
Source: RefSeq, a predicted model, not a curated record